AUGCUAGCUCAUCUAGCUACUAGUAGUCGUUGUGUUACUCUCAGUACAAUUCCUCGUGCUAAUACAUUAGCUGUUAUUCGUAAGGCCUCAUCAUCAGGUGGACAUAAGAAGAAUGAAGAUCCUGUAGCUGUUUCAACACCAACUGAUGAUCCUCAUCGUUCACCAAUGAGUCAACGACAAUUACCACCCGAUGAUGGCAAAGUCCGUUUUCCUAAUCCAUGGGAUGUUAUCCUUAACAAACGUCGUUUUGAAUAUGCUAUGAAAUUUAAAGGAUAUGAUGAUCCAUUCGAUAUGAUGCCAGUUAAACGUAUUGCGAACAGUACACCAGAAAAUCCAAACUUAUUACCAAGUUGCAACGAUAAACGACUAAUGGCUUGUAUCUGUAAUGAAGAUGUAUAUCACUUGAAAUGGAUGCAUCUUCAUCGUGGUGAACCAAAACGAUGUUAUUGUGGCCAUUGGUUUAAAUUAACUGAACGACAAUAUGUUGAUUUAAGUGACUUUGGUAUUACUGAAGAAAUGCAAAAACCAGCCGCUCAUUGA
Molecule: messenger RNA, 540 nt
Organism: Adineta steineri
Lineage: Eukaryota; Metazoa; Rotifera; Eurotatoria; Adinetida; Adinetidae
Source: the annotation of a GenBank genome assembly